Messenger RNA from Teleopsis dalmanni, 1423 nucleotides. RefSeq names its product centrosomal protein of 97 kDa-like. Gene Ontology annotation, biological process: proton motive force-driven ATP synthesis. Gene Ontology annotation, molecular function: proton transmembrane transporter activity. NCBI's taxonomy places the organism in Eukaryota, Metazoa, Arthropoda, Insecta, Diptera, Diopsidae. The transcript is spliced from 4 exons. The record is from RefSeq and is a predicted model, not a curated record. Bases 432 to 1403 code for a protein of 323 amino acids.
GUUAAACUGGUUUAAAAUUAAAAAACACAAUCUUUUUGACAAAAAACGAAGUUGAAAUGGUACGGCUAAAUAUAUAUAUGCUAGUUAAGACCUGCUAAGUCGUAACUAUGGAUGCUCUUUUGUUUUUGAAUAUUUGAGAAAUGGUUGUUUUCUCUAUAUUUAGCUCAGUAACCAUUUCUCUUUCACUGCGGUAUGGAUUUAAUCAAGUCGAACCUUAACUUUACGAAUUUCUUGUGGAUUUGUGGUUUGCAAUGACUAAUAUGUCACGAUAUAGUAACGUUGUGAUCGAUACGGUACGGUUCGAGAUGUGAUCGAAAAAAAUUGACUCAAUCAAAAUAGUUGUUACUACACAAAUUGUUUACGCUGUAUUGAUAAUCCAUUUUGUGUAUGUACGUUACAACAAUACUCAUACUACAGUUUAAUUAUUUCUGAUGUCGGGGAAAAAACUAUAUGCCAGCCUUCUAGCCGAAAUGCGAAGUCGCUGUCAUCCAAAACAAAAGGACGAAUUCAUGAAGUUUCUCAAAAUGCAUGAUGGUUAUAAACAACGUGUAGAUAGGUUUCCUGAGUUUUUGCCAAAAAUUGACUGGGAUUACUUUCGUCGAAAUGUACGCAAGAGCCAGAUUCCCAUGGUUGACGACUUCGAAAAGCAGUACGUGGAAUUAAACAAAAUGUUCAAUAGCCGCCAUGAAUUAGACACAAGUCGUUAUUACGAAAGUCUUAAAAAACAAGAAGAGGAAGUUCAGCAAGAGAUUUGCAAAUUUAAAGAAGAAUCAGAUAAGCGCAUUAAGGGUAUAGAGGAUGAACAUAAACGCAUAAGUAAUUUGAAACCCUACAGAGAUAUGACUAUGGAAGAAUUUCAAAUAGCACGCCCAGACUAUCCUAUAUUUAUUACUUCAGAUGGACGUCCUAGUUUUUGGCCGCAUACGAAAGAAGAACAAUCACUCGAACCACCUGAGACACAUAUAGCAGAUGAUGAUGCAAAACAGGAAAAGCAAAAACCACAAGACCCUGAUUCAUCUGAUCCUUCUAAAAAAGUUCCACCCAAAAAAGCAGAUAAGCCUGCAGAUCCAUCGAAACCAACGUCUUCGGUGCUGCAUGGUAGUGAGUGUAACUGUCCGAAAUGCACCGCUAAAAGGAAAUUGAGACUAGUUAAGGAUGAACAGCAACCUGCAAAAACUUCGAAAACUGUAGCACCAAAGGAACAGACAGAUACCAAGAAAGCACCUACACCAGAAAACGUUAAACCCAAUCCUGCAAAGACCUCGAGAGAGGAAGCGGCUAAGAAGUUAAGACUAAUAAAGACGGACGAGAAGGAUGACAAAAAGUCAGAUGAUGAGAAAACCAAAAAGGAUGAAACUGCAAAGAAACCCGAUAAUGACGGAGAUGAUAAGAAACCCAAAUAAUAUAUAUUUUGUUAAUGUUU